Molecule: messenger RNA, 1184 nt
Organism: Drosophila arizonae
Lineage: Eukaryota; Metazoa; Arthropoda; Insecta; Diptera; Drosophilidae
Product: queuosine 5'-phosphate N-glycosylase/hydrolase
Source: RefSeq, a predicted model, not a curated record
UUAGGCUAGGCCGCUAGGCGAACGCGAUUCAAGAUGACUUCCAGACUAUGUCCUCGUAAAUCUGGCGAACACAUUGUGAAACAUGCUAAAUAUAUAAAAGUGCUGCCUGCCGGCAUUGAGCGGCUUGCCAAGGAGAUUGUCGACGGUGUGAUUACGAAACGCAUUGAUGUCGCCAAUUUCUCACAGCAUGAGCUGCAUCCCAAGGCCAGCGACGAGCACGCUGCAAAUUGGAUUUUCCUUGUGGACACGCUGAACUUUUGCUUCUGGACGCCACAAAACUAUACUAAGUACAAGGUAAAUGGCUACACCGGCUACUUUGCAUUGUGUGCGGCCAUUAAUCGGGCCAUGUCGGAGGGCUUGGACAUAACGAACCCAGAGUUCUACUCCGAGAUAGAUCGGCAAACAUUGUCCUCUAUAUUCCGGGCUGACGAUGAGACCACAAAGAUUCCACUGCUUGACAAGCGUUUGCUCUGCCUGCAUCAGGUGGGCAAACGCCUGCUGACCAAUUGGCAGGGUCGUUUUGAGAACGUGGUCAAGGCGGCCAACCAUUCGGCCGUUGCUCUGCUGAAGCUGAUUGUGGACGAGUUUCCCUGUUUCCGCGACGAGGCGAUCUUUGCUGGCAAACGGGUGGCCCUAUGGAAGCGCGCCCAGAUCCUCGUCGGCGAUCUGUGGUCCUGCUAUCGUGGCCAGGGACUCGGCCAGUUUGACGAUAUCGAGAUGGUAACCAUGUUUGCGGAUUAUCGCGUACCGCAGGUUCUGGUGCACUUCGGCAGUCUGCAGUACUCGCCCGAGCUGCUCGAGGUGCUGCAGAAGGACACCAUCCUGGAGAACGGCCACGCCAUGGAAGUGGAGAUACGUGGCGCCUCAAUCCACAUCAUAGAGCAGGUCAAGGAUGCUGUGCUGGCGCAACUGAAAGAACAUCAUCCCGAUGUGGACACACGCAACGUCAACUCCAUUCUCAUCGAUCAAUAUCUGUGGGACUACCGACGCGCCCACGCCGCCGAGCUGGAGCACAUUCCAUUCCACAAGGUGCUCAGCAUCUACUACUGAAGCGAGAUUAGGUUAAGCUGUCGACUGUAAGAUCACGUUUGUAUCAAGCAUCACAAUUUCAUGCUUCCGUUGCGGUUCAUCGACAACGCGCGCGGGUCAAGAGCACAAUAAAGAAAUAAUCGACGCUUGAAUGA